UUUUCAGUUAAUAUCUAAAAAUAAGAUAUGGAAGGCGGAAAGAUUAAAGUAACCAACCCCAUUGUAGAACUUGAUGGAGACGAGAUGACCAGGAUCAUCUGGCAAGUUAUCAAAGACGAACUUGUUCUCCCAUACUUGGACCUAGAUAUUAAGUACUAUGAUCUUGGUAUCCAGAAGAGAGAUGAGACUGAUGACCAGAUUACUAUUGAAGCAGCUGAAGCUAUUAAAGAGUUUGGAGUUGGUAUUAAGUGCGCUACUAUUACUCCAGAUGAAGCUAGAGUUGAAGAAUUUGGACUUAAGAAGAUGUGGAAGUCGCCAAACGGUACUAUUAGAAAUAUCUUGAACGGAACUGUCUUCAGAGAACCUAUCGUCAUUGAUAAUAUUCCAAGACUCGUUCCAGGAUGGACUAAGCCAAUUAUUAUUGGAAGACAUGCCUUUGGAGAUCAAUAUAAAGCUACCGACUUCAUUGCUGACAAGCCAGGAAAGUUCAAGAUCCAAUUCGUACCUGAAGAUGGAUCUGAAGCCACUGAGUUGGAUGUCUUCGAAUUCAAGGAUAGAGGAAUCUUGAUGGGAAUGUACAACACUGACGAGAGUAUCAAGGGAUUCGCACACUCCAGUUUCAAGUAUGCUAUCAACAGAAAGUACCCUCUCUAUCUCUCAACCAAGAACACCAUCCUCAAGAAAUACGACGGAAGAUUCAAAGACAUUUUUGCUGAAGUUUACGAAGAAUACAAGGAAGAAAUGGAAAACAUCGGUAUCUGGUAUGAGCACAGACUCAUUGAUGAUAUGGUUGCCUACGCUCUCAAAGCUGAUGGAGGAUUCGUCUGGGCCUGUAAGAACUACGAUGGAGACGUCCAAUCUGACACUGUUGCUCAGGGAUAUGGAUCUCUUGGAUUAAUGACUUCCGUGCUUCUCUCCCCAACCGGAGCCGUCGAAGCUGAAGCCGCCCACGGUACCGUCACCAGACACUACAGACAACACCAAGAAGGAAAGCCAACUUCUACCAACCCAGUUGCUAGUAUCUUCGCCUGGACCAGAGGACUCACACAGAGAGCUAAGGUUGACGGAAAUGAUGCUUUAGCCAAAUGGUCUGAGACAAUGGAGUCAUCAAUCAUUGAGACUAUCAAAUCUGGAAAGAUGACAAAGGAUCUUGCAAUUUGCGUAGCCGGAACCUCCAGUGUUGAUGAGUCAACCUACCAAACAACCAACGACUUCAUCGCUUCUAUCAAGACUACCUUCGAUACCAACUGGAACAAGAUCAAGGACACUCUUUAAGCUAUAACUCCAUCUUUAAAACAAGC
Messenger RNA from Moneuplotes crassus, 1301 nucleotides. The record is from the annotation of a GenBank genome assembly. NCBI's taxonomy places the organism in Eukaryota, Ciliophora, Spirotrichea, Euplotida, Euplotidae.